AUGUCGUAUGGGAAUGGAACAGUGGUGCUGCCGAUUGUGCGGCGUGUUUUCAUUGGGGCUCUGGUCGGCAUCUACGCGUACGCGGCGACUGAUGUCGUGCUGAUUCCUGGCUACGCUCAGCUCAUGCAGAAAUGGAAGAAGGGUUCUUCGACACCAGCACAGGGAGGCGGUCACUAG
Molecule: messenger RNA, 177 nt
Organism: Neospora caninum
Lineage: Eukaryota; Apicomplexa; Conoidasida; Eucoccidiorida; Sarcocystidae
Exons: 2
Coding region: 1-177 (58 amino acids)
Source: RefSeq, a predicted model, not a curated record